Trichoderma atroviride IMI 206040 is the source of this 1970-nucleotide messenger RNA. The record is from RefSeq and is a predicted model, not a curated record. NCBI's taxonomy places the organism in Eukaryota, Fungi, Ascomycota, Sordariomycetes, Hypocreales, Hypocreaceae.
AAAUGUGACAAGGGGAUCCCCACGUGUAACAUGUGCCUGAGAUAUAGAAGGCAUUGCCUUUACGAAAAAUACUCGCGCACACCACUUACGAGGAAACAUCUCACUGAAGUCGAAGAAAGACUAGAACAAGCGGAAGCUCUAAUCCGGCAACUGAGACAUGCAGAAAGUUCGGAAAAAUCCCACGAAGAUGACUUUGAGAGUCCGCCAUCAACAGGUGAAUUUGGAUGGGAUGAGCACAGGGCUGCCCAUCCGGCAUCACCAGGAGAGCUCCCAACGAGCGAUUUCAACGAAACAAGACAGAUAUUAGACGGCAUGGCCUCUUUGACCGUUUCCGAACAACAAAGCGGUUAUCUUGGAAUCGCAUCGGGCGCCGCUUUCUUACGCCUUUUAGAGCCCGCCCAAGCUAAGAACACAUACGGCUAUACGCAAACUGAAGCGGACAGACACUUUUCACUCAUAACGCUGCCUAACAUGAAUAAACACAUAGCCGACAGCAUGAUUGAUGCCUACUUCAGAAUAUAUCAUGUCAGCUAUCCUAUCGUCCAUGAACCGACCUUCCGAGCUCAGUACUCUGAAGUUAUUCCAAGACCUAGCGGAGGAUCUUGGUUUAUUCUGGCUUAUACUAUGGCAGCUCUUGGGGUGUAUACCACUGCUACUACAGUGAACAGUCUAGACCUUGAUCUCUUCAAUCAUAUCAAGGGUUUACUGUCUUUUGACUUGCUGGAAAUCGGCAGCUUGGCAUUGGUUCAGGCUCUGACUUUAAUUUCCAAUUAUCAGCAAAAGAGAGACAAGCCCAAUUCUGCGUACAGCUACUCGGGAUUGGCCGCUAGGAUGGCUAUGGCGCUAGGGCUGCAUAAAGACUUCCAAGGGUGGAAGAUAUCGCCUUUGAGCAUGGAAAUCCGACGCAGAGUGUGGUGGACAUUAAGCAUAUUUGACAUUGGUGCAAAUAUCACCUUUGGACGGCCCCAAGUGUGCCCGCUUGAUGGUGUCGAUACAUCAUUACCAAUGAAUAUUCACGACAAGGAUCUAACCGCCAUGUCCAAAUCAUACCCUUCUGAUCCGCACGAAAUCACUGUUUAUACAGCAGUUCGAACACAAGCACAAUUUGCCAUCGCUACAAACCCAAUCUACAUUCGAAUAAUUUCCAAACCUUUACCCAGUGCAAAGGAGCUGCUUCAAUUGGAGGCUCGCUGUCUUGAACCAUGGGCAAAAAACACGCCCGAAUAUUUCUCAGAGGCGGCGUCCGUACCGGCAAAAUACGCCUUUGCUCAUUCUGUUAUACAGUGGAGGUGGCGAAACUUUCGCAUGAUUAUGUAUCGACCUUUUGUCAUCCGACGCGCUUUGCUUGCGCGUAACGGCCGUAAAGACAACUUGAGUGCAGAGUCGCUCCAGGCUUACGAUCGAUGCUUGGAGGAUGCCAAGCAAACCAUAAUAUCUAUAAGCGAUUUUUGGGCAUCGUGCAAUCAUAUCCGCCUAUUUGCGUGGUAUGCAUUAUACUUCCUCUUCCAAGCUGCUUUAAUCCCGUGUAUUUGUCUUCGACACAGCAUCAAUUCUCCACAGGCGCCUGACUGGCGGGAUCAAAUCGAUACUUCCCUCAAAGUUCUUGCAUCAUUGGUGGCAGUGAAUCCAAGCGCUAGAAGAUGCCACCAAGUAAUUGUCAGCCUCUGCGGCACUCAUCUGGCCUCGGCAAUACCUCUUUUGGAAGAUGUCGACGCACAGGAUCCGAAUCGCGGAGAAGAUUCCAGUGGUAUAUACGGCGGCGCGCACCACCAAUCAUCCGACGUUGACGGUGACAGAUCGAUGGUCGCCGCAGAUGCUUCUAAUGACCAAAUGGAUGCAGUAUUUUCGAUGAUGUGGCCAAAUGCACUGCUUGAUGGUGGCCAAGAGCAAGAUGAUUCCUGGAUGGAUUUUCUCAACGGGAUGUAGGAGCAUAACAAUCUCUAAAUAAACGUCGCAUUUUGCUUUGAUAC